AUGUCGGAGCUCAACCUACAACCUUCUCGUCAAGAUCAUGGCUCUAAUCCCAUCUCUAGUGGCCACAACAGAAAGGCCUUAAUUUUAGUACAAGGUGGGCCUGUGGAAAGGGAAUGGUCAUUCCCAGCGUUAUCCCAUUCACUCAAGAUUGACCCACGCCUUCCUCGACCUAUGGGUCGAUGCCGAUACAAAGUGGCAAUAUGGAAGAAAUUUGUGGUACCGGAUGUACCGAACGAUGCACAUAGUGGGACUUGCUUCAUCGCCCACUCAGAAAAAUGUGUGCGAUACAAUCCUCGAUGUGGACCGAAGGCUUGCUGUGGAGAAUCUGUUAACGAACCUGACAACAAGGAGGGGUUUUGUCUUGGGGAGAAUUGCCCGGGGCUUGAAAUGCUUGUGGAUGGGCAAAAGCCCGAGAUCCCGGAUGUCGACUUCGUUAUGGAGUAUUAUUAUGGACAUGACAUUGACCAGUUAGAAACCGAGAGAAAAUGGCUGAGGAUAGUGAGGCUCCAGGAAAAAUACGGGAAGACCCCAUUUCCUGCAUGGAAGAAUGCGGAUGGGGAGAAUAAUCCGUCUUUUGCGGAAGGAACAAGAGAACUUCAGGGAGUGGUGGAUCCAGAGGAGAUGCCACACACGAGGCAGGUUAUGAGCCAUUAUCCGGUCUAA
This is a messenger RNA of Sclerotinia borealis F-4128, 663 nucleotides long. The record is from the annotation of a GenBank genome assembly. Lineage: Eukaryota; Fungi; Ascomycota; Leotiomycetes; Helotiales; Sclerotiniaceae.